Messenger RNA from Prunus armeniaca (apricot), 828 nucleotides. The record is from the annotation of a GenBank genome assembly. Lineage: Eukaryota; Viridiplantae; Streptophyta; Magnoliopsida; Rosales; Rosaceae.
AUGCCAAACGUACAGUUACCUUACCUCGAUAUAAGGCCCUAUUCAGUUCUUAGAGACGGUUAUCGGAUCAUGGGUUCACAGGAUCCUGUUCCGGCGGCUGACAAUGCUAAUGUAACGGAGGCCUCAGUGCGCGGGGCUUGUUCUGGAAAAAAGAUUCAGGGGAAAAUACCUAAGAGAAUCCACAAGGCUGAGAGGGAGAAACAGAAGCGUGAGCAUUUUAACGACCUUUUUCUUGAGCUGGCCGAUGCUCUUGAAUUAAAUCAGCAGAACAAUGGAAAGGCCUCUAUAUUGUGUGAAGCUACACGACUGCUAAAGGACUUGAUUGGUCAGAUUGAGUACUUACAAAAGGAGAAUGCAUCCUUGUUGUCUGAAUCCAACUAUAUGACCGUUGAGAAGAAUGAGCUGAGAGAGGAUAAUUCUGCCUUAGAAACUCAGAUUGAGAAAUUACACAGUGAAAUAGAAGACAAGGUGGUCCAGUCUAAACCGGACCUGAAUGCAGCACCCCCUUGUGCAGAAUUGAGACCCGAAGUGGCAUCCCAUUUUACUGGAACUUCCAUCAGUUUGCCCACUCAAGACCACAGUUUGCAGCAAGCACCUGCUGUCUUUGUCAUGCCCCUCUGCCCUGAUCUCCAAUCCUACCCGCUGCCAGAUGCCGCCCAGCUCACAUCUAACACUACCUCACAUGUGAGUAAACCGCAUGCUAGGUAUCCAACCUCGGUGGAUUCUUGGCCAUCCCAACUUCUCGGUGAGAAACCAACAGCAGGCAAAGAAUCUCGACAACUUGGUAACACUACCAACAUUUGCAGAAGCAGAGAAACCGACCCUUGA